Prosopis cineraria is the source of this 872-nucleotide messenger RNA. Its product is annotated as protein LAX PANICLE 2-like. The coding region runs from base 370 to 666 and encodes 98 amino acids. Gene Ontology annotation, biological process: multicellular organism development. Lineage: Eukaryota; Viridiplantae; Streptophyta; Magnoliopsida; Fabales; Fabaceae. The transcript is spliced from 3 exons. The record is from RefSeq and is a predicted model, not a curated record.
CUUUCAAGCAUAUAUCGCACUAACCUUAAAUAAAUGACACAGUUUUAAUGUAGUCUUCACCCACUUGGAAUGAUCUUAACAGAGGCUUUCUAAAAUCAACUUUACUUAAUUUUGGGUUUGAUAAUCAUUGUUGCCUACUGCUCCGGCAACAAGUGUUCUUCUCGUGUUAUGUCCAUCAUUACAAGAUGUACACAAGCAACCUGAGUUUUCGAUACAUCAUCACGUUUUAGUACCUCGGUUUCUUUCCAUGUCAGUUGUAUGUAAUUUUAUGAAUAUCCGUACUGUCGCUCUUUUAUCUUUUUAUCUCUGUUGGAGGGAGUUAAUUUGGCUAGAUAUGGUUAUCGAUGUUUUAAUUGGGUUUUGGAUAUAAUGCGCAGAAGAGGAGAAGCUUUGCCUCAGGUGCCAAAGGCGUACAUUAGAGUGAAGAACGAAGACAUGACGAUCUUCAUGGUUAAGAAGUAUCUGGUUACAAAACUUGGUCUUGCCAACGAAAAUGAGGUUGACAUCUUAUGCAUGGGACAGAGAUUGUUGAAUGUGCAAAGCUUGAAGGUGGUGCGGGACGCUAUUUGGAUACCUGCACUUGUUGAUUCUUUGAACUCUUCAUCUAAAUCACUUGUCGGCAUGCCUACCCCUAAUCUAAUGCCAUUACUUUACCAAAAAAUAUAGUCGUCUCUAAUAUAUAACUGACAUCAUCAUUUUGUAGCUACCUAGCUCUAAUUUUAUUUUAGUUAUCAAACUACAUGUGUUUUAGAUAUCAAUUUCUGAUCUUCUCGUCAUGUAAAACUAAUGCCGCCCUUAUAAUUUGUUUUUCUAUAUAAUUAAGCACUUGCUUGACUCCUCCAUCAGCAUGUUAUAUAAAUCUAUAGUUCAUG